GUAGUCAUGCUUUGAUAUCUUUCAACAUCACUUCCAGAAUCUCAUUCUAUCGUGAUCUAUCAUCAAAGCAUAUUUCCUUGUCACAUCCGCAUGAAAUCGCCAGAGUUUUCACAUCUCAAAAUGCAUUUCAAUACUCUCCUCACAGCUUCCAUUCUGGUGGCCUCUGCAUUGGCAACAACUCCAGAGGUUUUGCCCUACAAGUUAGCAGCAAAGUCGCUCAAUCCAGCAUAUGGUCUUACUAAGCGUCAAUCGGGCUAUCAACCCUCUCAAACUUUCUGCAGUGGUACCGGCACUUGCGCAGAGGCAUGCGGAAAGGGUUAUGAGACCUGUGCUUCAACUGAUGGAGAUCUUCAUUGUUUUGAUCCUACUGCUAAGGAGACCUGUUGCCCAACUGGAACUGGUGGUAUGUUUCCUCCUGAUAGUCACAUAUACCUAUCUAUUUCGUAAGGCAUAAGCAAAAACUAACAUUCAAUAAAGACUCCUGCUCCGAGGGCUACUACUGCACGCAAGCUACUGACCUCACUGUCUGGUGCUGCCCAGAUGGCAUGGAUCUUACUGCCUGCGCAGCUAUCUACUCUUUAACCGGUGUCCUUCAAUCCGUCGCACCCUCAUCCAUCGCGUCUGCAACUAGAUCAGCCAUCCCAACCGUACUUGCAAGUCCCACAACGAGUGAUACUCUUAGUUCUCCAGUUUUUACAACCACUACUACACCGCCGGUGGGAUCGCAUGGUGCCACGAAGACGAUUGGAGGGAGCAAUGGUACCUUUACGGGAAGUACCACGGCAACGGCUUCUCUACCGGCAUUUACAGGUAUGGCUGGCAAGAUGGACAAUUGGGUUGGAGGAAGUGUAUUGGUUGCGGCGAUUGGAAUGGGGUUGUUGUUGUAGAGUUUUAAUUGGUGCUCUAGCACAGAUGGGGAAGGUGGAGUUUAAUGGACUGAUGGAGCAAGGGGAAGUGUGAUUACAGGAUUAUUUUGAGUACGGCUUGUGGGACAUAUAUAAUCCGAUGAGUGAUGUCUGUUGAAAUGGUGGUAGCUAGGUUACUUUCGGCUGGAUGAUAAUGUUUUAUGGUUCAUAUUGGAU
Molecule: messenger RNA, 1082 nt
Organism: Sclerotinia trifoliorum
Lineage: Eukaryota; Fungi; Ascomycota; Leotiomycetes; Helotiales; Sclerotiniaceae
Source: the annotation of a GenBank genome assembly